Messenger RNA from Oryza sativa Japonica Group (Japanese rice), 2231 nucleotides. RefSeq names its product probable serine/threonine-protein kinase PBL7. The record is from RefSeq and is a predicted model, not a curated record. NCBI's taxonomy places the organism in Eukaryota, Viridiplantae, Streptophyta, Magnoliopsida, Poales, Poaceae. Gene Ontology annotation, biological process: protein phosphorylation. Gene Ontology annotation, molecular function: ATP binding; protein kinase activity.
AAACAACACUAAAUUUUUGCCUCCCAAUGAACAACUACACCAGCAUCUUGGUUGCCCUUUUGUUUAUGCCAUCUUGAGCCUUGUGCCCUCGAGGCCUUGACUUCCUUCCCCUACCCCCACCCCCAACAUCUCCCUGAAUUUAGCUGCUUUCGCGGCACAGAUCAGUGCGCAAGCCAUAAAGAUCGAGCCUUAGCUUCGAGCUGGAAUUUAUCGGCGGAUCGGCUGGCAUUUUUUCAGUUUGUGCGCGCGCCUCAAGCUCAAGAACCGGGAGAGAGAUGAGCUGCUUCCCGUGCUCGGGGUCGUCGGGGAAGGGCGGGGUUGACGCCAAGAGCGUGGCGGCGCUCUCGCCGGGUCCGCGGCCCGCGGCGAGCGCGGCACCAGAUCGAUCAAACUCAUCACGUGGUUCAGGCAUUAAGAAGGACGAUUCUGUCCGAAGAGGAGGAAGCUCUGCGAAUGAUGGUCCAGCCAAAAUUUUCACUUUCCGAGAAUUGGCUGUUGCCACCAAGAAUUUCAGAAAAGACUGCCUGCUGGGUGAAGGUGGCUUUGGUCGUGUCUAUAAAGGACAGAUGGAGAAUGGACAGCAGGUUAUUGCCGUGAAGCAACUUGACAGAAAUGGCCUACAAGGAAACCGAGAAUUUCUCGUGGAGGUUCUCAUGCUAAGUCUCUUGCACCAUCCUAAUCUGGUCAGAUUAAUUGGCUACUGCGCAGAUGGUGACCAGCGGCUCCUAGUUUAUGAGUAUAUGCUAUUGGGGUCACUAGAAAACCAUCUUCAUGAUCGCCCACCAGGCAAGAAACCUCUUGACUGGAAUGCAAGGAUGAAGAUUGCUGUUGGUGCAGCGAAGGGUUUGGAGUACCUGCAUGAUAAGGCAAAUCCACCAGUCAUAUAUAGAGAUUUCAAAUCAUCAAAUAUUCUUCUGGGCGAAGACUAUUACCCAAAGCUAUCUGAUUUUGGGCUUGCAAAACUUGGUCCAGUUGGUGACAAAACUCACGUAUCAACAAGAGUUAUGGGAACAUAUGGCUAUUGUGCUCCAGAAUAUGCCAUGACAGGACAGUUGACAGUAAAAUCUGAUGUUUACAGCUUUGGCGUUGUCUUCCUUGAACUCAUUACAGGACGUAAAGCCAUUGAUCACACCCAACCUGCAGGGGAGCAAAAUCUUGUUGCAUGGGCUCGUCCACUGUUUAGAGACCGAAGGAAGUUCUGCCAAAUGGCCGAUCCAUCGCUGCAAGGUUGUUAUCCCAAAAGGGGUUUGUACCAGGCUUUAGCUGUUGCAUCUAUGUGCUUGCAGGAGAAUGCAACAUCUCGACCCCUCAUUGCGGAUAUUGUCACUGCACUUUCUUAUCUAGCUUCAAAUCAUUACGAUCCUAAUGCACCUUCUGCAAAGAGUUCGAGGACUUGCCCAUCCACCCCAAAGGCAAAAGCACAUCGACGAACAACCAGUGUUCCUGAUGCCCAACAUGCUGCCGAUUCACUUAACUGGAACUUCCCAGACUUGGGGAGGAAGGAAACUACUAGAGGGGAAUUCGAGCAGGAUCACAGUGAAGGUUAUGGCAGUGGCAGUAGCUCUGGAAGGAAUGAUGGUCUAGAUGUUCCAGAACUGCUGGCCUUGCAUAAUGGACAAAAUAACAGUGAAGCUGAUAUAUAUCACAAGUCCAGUGUCAAGCUUGAUGCCCAUGAGAAACAGAGAUCAGGGUCAGGCAAAGGCAGCAGGCAGUUUUGAUGCACAUACAAACAGACAUUGUUGCAAUUCUUUCCCCGAUUGCUGCCAAUUUUGCCAGACAUCUUCUCUGCUUCUGUUGAGGGUUGGAUACUCUUUGUUGGUACAGUUGCGCGCUGUUAUGGUCCAGGUGCUGUAUGACUGUACCCAUGGUUGUAUUUUAGUUGUUUCCAAAGGUAUACAUGAAGAUCAUGAUCUGGUUGAAGCAAGAAACCAUCUUGUCGCAGAUAAGGAGCAUGCAUUUUGAUCGGUGUCAAUUGCAUUCUACCUGUAAAGAUUUUUAUUCUCUUUGUAAUUAGGUCACAGUUUGUGCCAUACCUAUCAUUCAGGAAUUAGGAUGUUUUAUACAUACAGAAAACAAUUCUUACCAGAAUGCGUGUACAGACCUACAUGCUACAGUGGAUUGUUUGUGUUUUUUUUACAUGUAACACAAUUAUUUUGCGGACAAUGACAUACUGUAUAGACCAUAGAGUGUAUGAUCAUAUAAUGUGAAAGACUCCUGUUGUUAGAAAUUUA